CGAGCAGCAGGAGAGGAGCGCGCGAGCAGAGCGACGGGGCUCGUGAGGCGAAGCUGUGGAGAUUCCUGCCAGUGGAUGAUUUAAAGAGCGCCCCAGAGCACUAGGUGAGGAUGAGGAUGAGGAUGAGGAUGCAGGCGCGCGGCAGCAGCAUGCUCUUCCUCCUGGCACUGACGUCACUGCUCACCGGACCCACCCAGGGCCAAGUGCCUGCUCCUAGAAGAUUACGUUUUAAGGAGCUAGGCUCAGGCAUGCUCACUGUGUCCUGGAAGGAGCCGAAAGGAGAGUUUGACAGCUACAGGCUCACCUACAGCUCAGGACGUCAAGAGAGAGAGGUCCAGGUGACCAAAGAAGAGGCCAAAUUUGUGAUUUCAGACUUUGACUACAGUAAAGAGUACACCUUCAAAAUCAUCGCCCUCAACGGCGGCCAGCAGAGCAAACCAUUACUGGGCAGCUAUAAAGCGUCAAGGUCAGAGGUCACUGACAGCAGCCUGCAGACACACAGAGAGAGGCAGAACAGCGAGCCUGAGCAGGACAAUGAGAUCAGCGAAGUAGACGUGUUCGUGUGUAAGACUCCAGCGAUAGCUGAUAUUGUGAUUUUGGUGGAUGGCUCUUGGAGUAUUGGCCGCAUUAAUUUCCGGCUGGUGCGCAUGUUCCUGGAGAGCCUAGUGAACGCUUUCUCUGUCAGCUCUGACCAGACACGCAUCGGAUUGGCCCAGUACAGUGGAGACCCCAGGAUUGAGUGGCACCUGAACACACACUCCACCAAAGAUGCUGUUAUCAACGCUGUGAAGAACCUGCCCUAUAAAGGAGGAAACACUCUAACAGGUCUUGCCUUGAUGUUCAUUUUGGAGAACAGCUUUAAGCCUGAGUCCGGAUCCAGAACAGGCGUUCCAAAAAUCGGGAUAUUAAUCACAGAUGGGAAAUCUCAGGAUGAUGUCCAGGGCCCUGCACGGAGCCUGAGGGAGGCGGGGAUAGAGCUGUUUGCUAUUGGUGUGAAGAACGCUGAUGAAAAUGAGCUGAAGGCAAUCGCGUCCCCUCCAUCAGAGACCCAUGUGUAUAACGUGGCUGACUUUAGUGUGAUGAGCUCAAUUGUGGAGGGGCUGACCCGGACUGUGUGUGGGCGUGUGGAGCAGCUUAACAAGGAGAUCCACGGUCAAGGAGGCCCGUCUACAACUCCUGCCGCACCUCGUGACCUUGUGACCUCUGAGGUCACGGCCAGGAGUUUUCGAGUGUCCUGGACUCACGCUCCCGGCACUGUGGAGAAGUACAGAGUGGUGUACUACGCCUCCAGAGGAGCCCAGCCAGAGGAGGUUGUAGUGAAUGGUGAUCAGAAUUCAGUCGUGCUGCAGCACCUCAACUCUCUGACUGAAUAUCAGGUGGCUGUGUUUGCUGUCUACAGUAACUCUGCCAGUGAAGCGCUGAGAGGCAGCAUGACCACCCUGGCCUUGCCCAUGGUGAAUAAUCUGGAGUUGUAUGACAUCACACACAGCAGCAUGCGUGUGCGGUGGAGAGCUGCAGAAGGGGCUUCAGGGUACAUGAUCCUGUACGCCCCACUGACUGAGGGAGACGCAGCAGAUGAGAAGGAGGUAAAAGUAGCAGACACUGUGACUGAGAUUGAGCUGGAGGAUCUGACUCCCGCAACUGAGUACACAGUCACUGUCUAUGCCAUGUAUGGAGACGAAGCCAGUGACCCCAGGACCGGCCAGGAGACAACCCUUCCUCUAACUCCUGCCCGUAUUUUGCGGAUCAGCGAUGUGUCUCACAGCUCUGCAAAGCUCACCUGGGAGGCAGCGUCUCGUAAAGUGAACGGCUACCGCAUCAUGUAUGUGAAGACGGAUGGUGUUCAGACCAACGAGAUUGAAGUAGGCCGCAUCACCACACUGUUGCUAAGCAACCUCACCUCUUUGACGGAGUACACAGUGGCCAUCUUUGCCAUCUAUGAUGAGGGACAGGCUGAACCUGUUACUGACAGCUUCACAACUAACUCGGUUCCAUCGCCGCUGAGUUUCAGGAGCAGCGAUGUCGGCACAGACCGUUUCAGAGUGAGCUGGCAACACGCAGCGUCUGAUGUCACUCUCUACCAACUCACCUGGACGCCUGCGAGUGGAGGAGAGACCAGAGAGUCUGUGAUUAGUGGUAAUUCAAACUCUUAUGUGAUUACUGGUCUGACGCCCCUGACGGAAUACGAGGUUGCAUUGACGGCCGUCUACAGAGAUGAGAGAGAGAGCGAUGCACUUCAGCUCAGCCAGACCACAGCUGCUAGAACAACAACUGUGGCAACCACAACUACCACCACAACUACAGCAGUCAUUCGUGUGGGCGUGAGGGGUCUGCAGCUGAGUGAUUUCACUACGUUUAGCAUGGGUGUGUCGUGGGAGCUGCUGGGCUCCAACGUGCGUCAGUACAGAGUCUCCUACAUCACGGCUCGUGGAGAUCGGGCUGAACAGGUGACGAUGGUUCCUGGCAAUCAGAAUUCAGUUGUGCUGCAGCCUUUGCUGUCAGAUACGGACUACAGAGUGGGUGUAACGGCCGUUUACGCAGACGGAGACGGGCCGACUGUCACGCGCUCUGCUCGCACCUUGCCUCUCUCUGCUCCUAAGAAUCUGAGGGUAUCAGAGGAAUGGUACAAUCGCUUCCGCAUCACCUGGGACACGCCCCCUUCUCCCACCAUGGGCUACAGGAUCGUCUACCAGCCUGUCUCAGCACCAGGUCGAGCCCUGGAGACAUUUGUUGGAGACGACGUGAACACCAUUCUAAUCCUAAACCUGUUGAGCGGGACAGAAUACAGUGUAAAGGUCAUCGCCACGUACACCACCGGCUCCAGCGAGGCGCUCACCGGCAGAGCCAGGACACUUUACCUGGGCGUGACUAAUCUGAACACCUAUCAGGUGCGAAUGAAUAGUAUGUGUGCUCAGUGGCAGCCUCAUCGCCAUGCCAACCAGUACCGUGUGGUCAUCGAGUCAUUACUCAAUGGUCAGAAGCAGGAGGUGCAGUUGGAUGGCUCCGCUUCGAGGCACUGCUUUAAUGACCUGAGUCCAAACACACAGUACAAGAUCACUGUCUACGCUCAGCUGCAGGACACAGAGGGGCCAGCCGUGACCACCAUCCAGAAAACAUUUCCUGUACCCACCACUCCUCCCACCAGGCCCCCAACCACCACCCCUCUACCCACCAUUCCUGUAGCUAAAGAAGUAUGCAGAGCAGCGAAGGCUGAUCUGGUGUUUUUGGUGGACGGAUCUUGGAGUAUCGGUGAUGAUAACUUUGUGAAAAUCAUUCGCUUCUUGUACAGCACGGCUGGAGCGCUGGAUGAAAUCGGGCGUGGAGGCACACAGGUGGCCAUAGCCCAGUUCAGUGAUGACGCCCGCACUGAGUUCAAACUGAACUCCUAUGAUAACAAGGAGAGUCUGCUGGAUGCCAUUCAGAGGAUUUCAUACAAAGGAGGAAACACUAAAACAGGACGAGCCAUGCAGCAUGUGAAGGACAGUAUCUUCACGGUGGCCGGAGGAAGCAGGCGAGGCGUGCCGAAAGUGCUGGUGGUCCUGACAGACGGCCGUUCCCAAGACGAUGUCAACAAGAUCUCCCAGGAGAUCCAGAUGGAGGGUUACAUCGUGUUUGCGAUCGGUUUUGCUGACGCUGAUUACGGGGAGUUGGUGAGCAUCGCCAGCAAACCCAGCGAAAGGCAUGUGUUCUUUGUGGACGACCUGGAUGCCUUUAAAAAGAUCGAAGAGAAGCUCAUCACUUUCGUGUGCGAAGCUGCUACAGCAACUUGUCCAUCUGUACCGAUGAGCGGCAGCACGCUGCCAGGCUUUAGGAUGAUGGAGAUGUUUGGUCUGGUGGAGCACCUGUACAGUAAUCUGGAGGGCAUUUCAAUGGAGCCAGGAACCUUCAACAGCUUCAACAGCUACAGACUAGCCAGUGAUGCCCUACUUGCACAACCUACCAGGUAUAUCCACCCUGAGGGUCUGCCAUCUGACUACACCAUCACCAUGUUGUUCCGCCUGCUGCCCGAAACCCCACAGGAGCCCUUUGCGUUGUGGGAGAUUCUCAACAGCAGAAAUGAACCCUUAGUGGGAGUCAUUCUGGACAAUGCAGGAAAGACACUGACGUUCUUCAAUAAUGACUAUAAAGGUGAUUUUCAGACAGUAACAUUCGAGGGCCCUGAGAUUAAGAAACUUUUCUAUGGCAGCUUCCACAAGCUGCAUAUAGCGGUAAGUAAGACGCUGGCACAGGUGAUGGUGGAUUGUAAUCUGGCUGGAGAAAAGCCCAUAAAUGCCGCUGGCAACAUCACCACUGAUGGACUGGAGGUCUUGGGCAGGAUGGUCCGCUCCAGAGGGGCCAAGGACAACUCCGCACCGUUUCAGCUGCAGUCAUUUGAUAUUGUGUGUAGUACAUCGUGGGCUCGGCGAGACAAGUGCUGCGAUCUUCCCAGUCUGAGAAAGGAGGCAGACUGCCCCGCUCUGCCUCGGGCCUGCACCUGCACUCAGGACAGCAAAGGCCCUCCUGGUCCCCCAGGACCACAGGGAGGUGCUGGUAUCAGAGGGGCAAAAGGAGAUCGUGGCGAGCCUGGGCCUGUGGGGCCAGUUGGUCCAAUGGGAGAUGCUGGAAUACCAGGACCUCAGGGCCCUCCUGGCCCCCAGGGGCCCAGCGGACGAUCUAUCAGAGGCCCACCGGGUGGCCCAGGUGAGAGAGGGGAGAAAGGUGAAGCAGGAGCUCGAGGGCCUCAGGGAGUUCCAGGAACACCGGGGUCUCCAGGACGGGAGGGCCCUCCAGGACCCAGGGGUUUGCUGGGCAAAGACGGACCCCAGGGCAGAGUGGGUCCCCCAGGAAGUAUUGGAGGUCCAGGGGCUCCUGGAGCACCAGGCCAGAAUGGCCCUCCUGGACCCAUCGGAGAGCAGGGACCUCCGGGCCCUGCAGGCUCCAAAGGGGAGAAAGGAGAACGGGGGGAUAUACAGUCUACUUCCUCGGUCCAAGCCAUCGCCAGACAAGUCUGUGAACAGCUCAUACAGAGUCACAUGGCCCGCUAUAACUCCAUCCUGAAUCAUGUUCCGAGUCAGCCGGUGUCGAUCCGCACAGUCGCUGGGCCUCCUGGAGAGCCAGGCCGUCAAGGUCCUCCGGGACAGCAGGGAGAACAGGGUCCUCCUGGCCGGCCAGGAUUUCCUGGAACUAACGGAGAGAACGGUCAACCUGGAUCCAGAGGUUCUCCAGGUGAAAAAGGAGAGAAGGGAAGCCCAGGUGUGGGUGUCCAGGGCCCCAGAGGACCUCAGGGACCUCCAGGGCCACCUGGUGAGGGAAGGGCUGGUGGUCCAGGCCCCGCUGGUCGCCCUGGUAACUCCGGAACUCCAGGCAGGCCGGGCAUGCCUGGGCCAGUAGGACCCGCCGGACCUCCGGGCUACUGCGAUCCAAAUGCUUGCGGAUACAACGUUGGAGUUGACGACCAGAUACAGUUUGUGAAUGAGUACUGAGCUGCAGGCUCCAUUCACACACUCUGUGUAGUUUGUUGAUGCAGAUGCCUGGAGUCUUUUCUUAACACACUCACAUGCACCCACCUACUCACACACACACAGCCUUUGAAGCGCUUGCUCUGCCUUGGACGCAAACACAGGCUCACUUGUACACCCUUGGGUCAUAAUAGUGAAAAGUGCUUUAUUUGCAUUGUUGCUUACUAGCUACAUGUAGCUAAUGUAAUGAUGGGGGGCAUGCAGUACUGUACAAAAGUGAGAGACCACCCUUUAUUUAUUUAAUCACCAGUCAAAGUGUCCAUUGUGUACAAGUUAUUCAUUUUUAGGAGGUAUUUCUGGGGCGGCACAGUGGCACAGUGGGUUGUGCUGGGUUCGAUUCCCCGACCGGGCAACCUGGGUCCAUUCUGUGUGGAGUUUGCCAGUUCUCCCCAUGACUUCCUUCCACAGUCCAGGUGUGAAUGUGUGUGAUUGUAUGUGUCUGUGUGUCUAUGCUGUGGUGGACUGGCGACCUGUCCAGGGCGUUUCCUGCCUUCCACCCGAUGGCCGCUAGGAUAGACUGCACCUCCACGACAGAAGGUUAAGCGGCAUAGAAGCUCUUACUGAGAAAGGAAAAUAGACUAAAAAGGAUAAAUUGAACAAAGAAGCUGCUGGUGUUCUCAGAACAAUGGACUGGCCACCCCAGAGUCAACAUCACUGAGUGCGUUUGGUAUCUCUUGGAUGGUAAGAAGCAGAAAAUGCAACCAACUUCUAAGACUGAACUUUGGAGGUGUGGAAAAAAUAUCCCUUCAGAUUUCUUUGAAAAACUGAAAGUGAGCCUCCUGGAAACUGUAGUAAAAGCAAAGGGUGGACACACUGAAUACUGAAAAAUAUGAUGUUGUAUUGGUAGUUUAUAAAUAUGUGAUAUAUUGAUAGUAUAUAUCAAAUCUGGAGUUAUAUUGACACAGGUGAUGAGCCAUUAAAUACAAAAUAGCUUGUUUUUAAGCUUUCUGAUGGCUGUUUGGGUAUAAAUGAAACAAAUGAAGGGUGGUCUCUCACUUAUGCACAGCAUUGUGUGCGCUGGUGUUCAUAAUUGAGCUGUUCUGGCUUACACACUUUCACACACUCGCACACACAUCACUCACACACUCUAACUCUACUUCCUGCUUGCUGCUGCGGGUGCAAUGAUGUCAUCAGUGACUAUGUGCUUAUGUCCUGUCCUUCCACUAUGUGCUGUGUGUUUGUGUGUGUGUGUGUGUGCGUGCGCAUCCGUGCUCGUCCGUGCCGCUUGGUGGUGGUCAGAGAGGGAAAUUGACCCUGAAGUGACUGACAGCGAUAUUCCCGUAGUCCAACUGCCGCCAAACUCGUACCCACCUUACAACCCAGAGGAAGAAGGUGAGGAGGACCCUUACGGCAGUUACGGGACGUACCCCUCCUACUACCAGCCCAACUACCCCCAGCCCCGCCCCGUUGAGCCAGACGACCCGGUCAUAGCAGAGGAGAUGGAGGAGCUGCGGUCGCCAGGGAUACAGCGGCGAACUCGCAGCGUAGCAGAACGGAGGAGGGUCAAAAAGGAGACUCAGGAAUGACCCCUAUUAUCUAACAACCUCCUGUUAACACCUGUUAACCCUUAAAGGGGGAUUCCACCAAUUUUUUUGAAAAAGUCCUGCAUAAUUUUUUCACUGAGAUGAAAAGAAAGUCAGAGUGAUUUGAUGUGGAAUGAUUCACAGACAAACUCUUUACAGUGGUGGUGAUAGGAACCAGAGGUCUCAGUGUCUACAGCACAAAU
Messenger RNA from Colossoma macropomum (tambaqui), 7224 nucleotides. It is a transcript of the gene col14a1b, whose product is annotated as collagen alpha-1(XIV) chain. The transcript is spliced from 48 exons. Lineage: Eukaryota; Metazoa; Chordata; Actinopteri; Characiformes; Serrasalmidae. Gene Ontology annotation, cellular component: interstitial matrix. The record is from RefSeq and is a predicted model, not a curated record. Gene Ontology annotation, molecular function: protein binding. Bases 111 to 5462 code for a protein of 1783 amino acids.